Asterias rubens (European starfish) is the source of this 801-nucleotide messenger RNA. RefSeq names its product aqualysin-1-like. Gene Ontology annotation, molecular function: serine-type endopeptidase activity. Gene Ontology annotation, biological process: proteolysis. The record is from RefSeq and is a predicted model, not a curated record. The coding region runs from base 1 to 801 and encodes 266 amino acids. Lineage: Eukaryota; Metazoa; Echinodermata; Asteroidea; Forcipulatida; Asteriidae. The transcript has 5 exons.
AUGACAGUACCACCGGGUGAAAACAAGCACAGUCAAGUCCGCUCCCUGGAUGCUGUUGAGGUCGUUGAACAGGACAGUCUUGGUCGUAUUCAAGGCCAACAGAAUGGAGCUACGUGGGGUUUAGAUCGAGUUGAUCAGCGUAAUUUACCAUUAGACAACACUUUCAAAUAUCCCGAUGACUUUCAGGGCAAUGGUGUGAAUGUGUAUGUGAUGGACUCUGGUGUUAACAUCAACCAUGGUGAGUUCGGGACUCGCGCCAAGCUACUGUAUGGCGUCGCCGACGACCAUGGCCACGGCACUCAUUGCUCUGGAACUGUGGGCGGUGCGACCUAUGGAAUAGCCCGCCAAUCCACCAUUCAGAGCGUCAAGGUGUGCGACAGAUACGGUGGCUGUCCUGUCAGUGUCUUUGUGACUGGUUGUGAUAGUGUCAAGGCCCACAAUCAGAGUCCAAAGGGAGUGGUCUCAGUGUCACUCCGGUUCCCAGCCUCUAAAUCUAUUGACAAUGCUGUGACUGCUCUUUGGAAUGCCGGCUAUGUAGUGUCCGUUGCUGCUGGUAAUGAUGACACCGACGCUUGCACGUACUCGCCAUCAAGAGCCGCAAGCACAAUAACCACCGGGGCAACUGAUAAGUACGACGCACGAGCUUACUUCUCCAACUACGGUACUUGUGUUGACAUCUUUGCUCCCGGUGUUGAAAUCUUAAGCGCCGGCUACGCAUCCGACACUGGCACUACUAUCAUGUCCGGAACAUCCAUGGCUUGCCCUCACGUAUCAGGUCAAGUACUCGUCUGUUCGCAUUGA